Molecule: messenger RNA, 4370 nt
Organism: Tribolium madens (black flour beetle)
Lineage: Eukaryota; Metazoa; Arthropoda; Insecta; Coleoptera; Tenebrionidae
Product: histone-lysine N-methyltransferase PRDM16-like
Exons: 2
Coding region: 405-1760 (451 amino acids)
Biological process (GO): regulation of transcription by RNA polymerase II
Cellular component (GO): nucleus
Molecular function (GO): RNA polymerase II cis-regulatory region sequence-specific DNA binding; DNA-binding transcription activator activity, RNA polymerase II-specific
Source: RefSeq, a predicted model, not a curated record
CUAGAUAUCGAGAGCUGCGGACCAGUGCUCCGUCAGACGUCGGUGGGAACGCACGCUUAGCGCUUUUCGCGAUCCUGCACACGUGUGUACCGACGAUGAGGAAUUGAGUGUCUUGUGCCGGCGUUGAAGUCUCCGGAUUUUCGGCGGAUAAUUUCACUUCAGACACAGAACGAGUAUUGUGUUAAAGUUCACUUGUCUGAAACUGAAAAGUGAAACAGUCGCAGGUGUUCGAGGCGUGGUGUGUGGACACAUCUUCGCCGAUUUUCAGUGAGUGAACAGAAUGGCUUUUGUCGUACAAGACAUGCGGAAAUUCUAUUACUCUUGUGAUUUGUGAAUGAUUUAGACUGAAAAACUGACAUCUCUCAUCGGUGCAAUAAAAAUUAAGAUACAUCUCCUGAAUUCCCAUGAGUGUGGUAGACUCGGGCCUCCCUUGGCUCCGGUAUUUGCCCCCGCUGCCCUUGACUCUCCCUCUCACCAUGCGCGAAAAAGACUCUUCACCUCGCAAGAUGCUGGUGGCUUCUGGUGGCCACAGCUCGCCCAAGCAAGCGGCCGUCUACCCUCUCUCUAUCCGAGUUCCUCCAGGAGACGAGAUGCCCUUCGACCUGUCCCGGAACACGCGCUCGCCGGGCCCCCACAUGUCUCCCGCGGGCCGGCCGCCUCCAGGCCCCCAAGACGGUGACGACCAACCUCUCGACCUCCGCGUCGAGCACAAGAAACUCUCGCUGAUGAUCAUCCGGAGGCAAGUCGAAGACGAAAACAGGAACCUAAUCUCGCCGGCUGUUAGUGUGAAUAGUGAUAAAGACGAUGUUAUCGUGGACGAUCGCAGCAGUCCCAAUCACACCGUACCAAAAACGUUCAGUCCGCAGAUUCCCGGAUAUCCCGGAAUGCUGUUUCCGCCGCAACCCAUCCAUCCCAUGAUGCUCGAAGCGAUGUAUCGGGCGCAGGGGGAUAAAGUCCCGAGGUUGCCUUUACCGUACCCUAGUUCCCCUCCGGGGUACCCCCAAAGGUACCCUUUCCUAAGUCCCUCAAUGUUGAGUCCUCCGGUGAAUCAAGUUCCUUUUGACAUGUUGAGGAAUCCGACGCCUCAAACGCCUAAAGUUUACGACACAGCAGGUGGUAAAAUGAAAGACAGAUACGCUUGUAAGUUCUGUGGUAAAGUUUUCCCUCGAUCGGCCAAUUUGACAAGACAUUUAAGGACUCAUACGGGGGAACAACCCUACAAAUGUCGAUACUGUGAACGCUCUUUUAGUAUUUCGAGUAAUCUGCAAAGACACGUAAGAAAUAUCCACAACAAAGAAAAACCGUUCAAAUGUCCUCUCUGUGAGAGGUGUUUCGGUCAACAAACUAACCUCGAUCGACAUUUGAAGAAACACGAAGCUGAUGGACCUACGAUACUUGAUGAACGGAAUCUUCAAAGGCGAACCAUGGCGUCGAGAAACUUAAGUGAAGAAUCGUACUUUGAAGAAAUUAGGAGUUUUAUGGGAAAAGUUACAGACGGACGACUUCUUCAACACUUACAGCCACCAAAACAGAUGCCAAACUUUCCAAUUACUUUACCACCAAAACUUUUCGAUGCCAAAACGAGUCAAGAGAAGAGUCCCGAUGAUGCCAAACGAGACUCUUCUUACUUUUCGGACAAAGAUAAUUUCUCGUCGAGGUCAUCGAGCAGUUCGGAAAAAGACGAAGAAGAGAAACCGCAAGAAAAAAGUGAAGAAAGCACAAAAUCAGAAGAAGAUAUCUCUAACAAUAACAAUACCUGAUUUUAGGUAACCUUGUGAUACGUGAUUUCCUUUUCAAAAUUUUCAAAUCUGAAUUUGGUACAAAUUGAAUAAAAACGAGUCGGUCGUGUCGAUCGGCAGCUCAGCAGGUGGUACUCCACUCAGAUUGUGAUUAUAUUAUAAAACCAAAUUGUUGUUCACGUUAUUACGCAAUUUUCGAGAGAGCAAUUAAAAAUCUUUUAUAUCCUAAUUUGUUUGGGUGCUCCGCAGGAACGACCUCCGAAAUUUAUUAACGGGAGCUGAUAAAAGCCGCUCCAACACGCAAACGGUGCUGAAUUGAUAAUUUUCUCACAGGAUGUGUCACAACAUCAUAAUCAUGACCGGCUGGGACACGUGGAAGGCAAUUAACGGAGAAAUAUGAGAAAAGUACUUUACUUAAUUGGAACAAAUUCACGUAUAAAAAUCGUGGUUUAUUGUGACCACUUGCAUCACCGGACUUUCUCCAAAAAUUUUAAUACCGUUAGAUCUGAAAUAUAUCUUGCUGAUAUUUUCGCGUUAUAAUCAAUCAUCUGGUUGCAGAAUCGGUAUUUUCACCGAACCAUCAAUCUCGCUUCACCUGAGGGUGCAUUUGGUCUCGAUUUUCGGAAAAUCGAUCAGGAAACAUCCCAUCACCAAAUAAAGCCGUUUCAGGAAUUCAAAACCUGCAGCGUCAACCAGUCGCUUUAAUUAAGAACGGAAAUUAACAGCGCUUUUAACGCAGAAUUAGCCAUAAAUGUAGGCAAUUAAGAGUGAUAGUUGAGACACAAAUUACUCGCCUCGGAAUAUUUUAAAGUAAAUCACACGAUUUUUUUAAUUGAUUGAUUCCGAGUAACGAGCUGAAAGUGAACGAUUUUGACUCCGGUCUCUUCCGGAAAAUUUAAUCGGAACGGCUUGAAAAUAAGUAUUUCUGCUUUUUUAUUAAUAAAACGAGUUAUUGGAAAGAUGCGUAUCGGGAUGGGAACGGAUGUCAAGAAUGCUUCACAAAGUACCAGUCGUCUCAUAUUCCAUAAAUUUUGAUGUUUUUGCCAAUUCGAGAUUUACGAGGGGAAAAUAUGGAAUUAUUGACGUAGACUGAAAUAACGUUACGCAGUCAACGACGAUCAUUUUAAUACGGGCCUGGAGCGGUUCUAAUCUUCAAUAAUCUCGGACAUGUUCCUCGUGUUGCUACAACAAUUCUGAAUCGAGAUAAUAGCUUUAAUCAAAUAAAUGUCUAUAUUUAUAGCUCUGGGCCAAACAUGGUGCUUUUCAACGGUUCUUCCUCGAUUUAAAAAUAGAGCUAGACCCGCCGGCAGGGUCUAUCGCGACUUCAGACUUUGCAUCUCAAAAUUCGCCAAAAAUAUUUAUUACAUUAUCUCUUCUUUUCUUUUCUGUACAUUUACAUCUUCUGUCUGUUAUUCUUCCUCGCUUUUUUUUCUUCACUUAACAGCUGUUUGUUUACACUAAUUAAGGCGUUAAAAUUAGCUUUCUCUUUGUUCAUUUUUGACAAAUAUUGAUCACCUCGCGGCCACAAACCCUUCAUUACUUUUCGCAUUGCAAGCCGACCAUCUGCUCCUGCAUUUUCUAAGAGGUCAUCUUGAGAUUAGUACCUCGGAGUAAAAUAAAAUUCAAACUAGUUCAGUUUCUCGGCAAGGAAGUGGGUGGAACUAACAGCGUCCAAGCCUGAAGGCAUCUCUUUAACCGACUCCGUAAACGAUAUGCUCCGAACAGAUCUUCCAUAGAUAAAUCCGUUUUGAAAGAAUAACCGGCCGCUUACACCGAGCCAAUAAAUUACGAAACGGUUCUGAUUUAAUUUACACGAUUGACAAGUGCGGACUGUGCGCUCGGUAUCAUCGUUAAUGACACGUCAGCACAAACAAUUUAUUUGUUUAACCUUUGGAGAUACUUCAUGUCGUCGGUGAUUACUCUCUUGAUCGAUAUUAGCACAGGGAAGAAAAACACAGCGAUGUAUUCAUAUUUAAUUGCCGAUGUUGGGUUUGCACAAUACUAUCAUUCAUAAUGCUGUCGUUAUCGCUAAUGUUUUCUAAGCUGAUUUUACUUCAUCAUUCUUCAUGCCUAUUACCAUAAAAAUUCUACCGUGGAUUACAUGGGACCAUUAAUUAUGCUUUUGUUGGGGCGCUUUUAUACUUACAAAUUUCUAGCAGAAGACAUUUUUCUUACUUUGAAUGACUAAUUGAGUUUGUCUACGUUAACCGCUCGCAAAUUUUUUCAAAGGUCAGAUUCAUUUCUUUUGUAACUCCUAGACAUAACGGUUCUACCAGCAUUUGCACACCUUGUUUUCUUUGCACUUUUUUUUCACAGUUCUUUUUUUUUGCUUUUUACGCAUCUAUUAAAUUUUUGUCUUUAAGCUUUAAUAAAUUUUAUUGCCAAUAUAAAAAUAAUGAUACCAGAAACCAAAGACGGAAGUUACAGAUUAUUCAUCAAAAUAAAAAAAAUGUAUAAUAUGUAUUUAAGAAAUCUUAAAACCGGUUAAACAAUUGAAACGUACGGUAAAAAAUAAAAAUAGGACCUUGACGAGUCACAUUUUAAUCAAAAAAUAUCAGAUUUCAAGAAUUUUGUAUAUAAAUAAAUGUCGUUUUUAUUUUAUCACUCAAUUAUUUUGUCAAAAGAUUGAAU